AUGGAUGUGGAUACUGAUGGAAGGAAAUCAAGAUCCCGGAGUAAAUCAGCUGAGUCUAAAAUGUCCCACGAUGGAUCACCAAACUCAAAGUCAAGAUCUAAUUCUAAUUCAUCAUCCCAUGGGUCUUCGCGCUCUGUUUCGCCUAAAUCGGCCCGCUCUAGAAGUGGUUCAGUGAGAUCUAACAGAUCCCAUAGCGGCUCGCCAAAAUCUCCCAGAUCAAGAAGUGGUUCUCCAAAGUCCCACGGAUCAGGGUCUCGCUCGCGCCGCGAAAGCGUAGCCAAGUCUAAAAGCGGGUCUCCCGCAUCCAAAAAUCGCUCCAGGAGUACAUCGCCAGCAUCGAAAAAGAGCCCGAAAUCAAGAAACGGAUCAAUGCGGUCCCGGAGUGUGUCUCCGGCUAAAUCCCGCUCUAACAGUAGGUCGCGGAAGUCAAAGAGUAGGUCCCGAAGUGGCUCUCGGAAGUCGCGAUCACGAAGCAAGUCGGCGGACCUCAUGAGGGUGGACGGAGAUGCAGCGCCAACUUCACCUGUUUCGCCCAGUACACGCCGAUCCCGGUCUCGCUCACGUUCUGCAUCAAAGUUAAAAUCGGAAUCUGCUGCUGGUGAUAGAACGCGGAGGUCGAGAUCCGGCUCUUGCAAGCGUAAAUCUCGCUCGAGAUCCAGAUCCCAUAAGUCUAUUUCUCGCUCCCGAUCAGGUUCCAAUAAAUCUAAGUCUCGCUCCAGAUCUGGAUCUAGAAAGUCUCGUUCCAGAUCUGGAUCUAGAAAGUCUCGUUCCAGAUCUGGGUCCAGAAAGUCUCGUUCCAGAUCUGGGUCCAGAAAGUCUCGUUCGAGAUCCGGCUCGCGGAGAUCUAAGUCGCGAUCUGGGUCACGAUCGAUAUCGCGCAAGUCUAAAUCACGAUCUAGAUCCGGGUCGCGCAGAUCCAGAGCCAGAUCGAAAUCCGGUUCCCGUUCCAAGUCUAGAUCCAGGUCUCGUUCGAAAUCGCGAUCGAGGUCCGGCUCAAAGUCGGUAUCGCGCUCUCGUUCAGGAUCUCGCUCCAAAUCCCGAUCCAAGUCACGUUCGAGAUCUCGCUCCAAGUCUCGGUCGCGAUCCGGUUCAGCUAAAUCAGUAUCCAGGUCUCGUUCCCGCUCGAGGUCUGGAUCUCGCUCUGGCUCCGAGUCCCCUUCGAGAAGAGAGGGCAAGCGGCGCACCGUGCGGCUGCAGUCGGACGACGAGGGCGAAGGCGGCGAGGGGAGCGCCGGGGCCGAGGCGCCUCCGGCCGAGGGAGGCGAGGGGCCCGCGGUUCCCGCCGUCGUGGCGCCCGACGACUCCUCCGACGACGACGUACCCGCCGGCGGCACGAGUCUGGAGGCCACCGGGGGCAUGUCGGACUUCGAGAUGAUGCUGGCGCGCAAGCGCGAGGAGCGACGCGGACGCCGGCGCCGGCGCGACAUCGACAUCAUCAACGACAACGACGACCUCAUCGCGGCGCUGCUGCAGCGCAUGCGCGCCGCCGCCGACGAGGACCGCGAGCUCAACAAGCGCAACCUGCCCGCCGUGCGAAAGGUGUCCAUGCUGAAGGAGGCGCUCUCGCAGCUCAUCAAGCGGGACCUGCAACUCGCGUUCCUCGAGCACAACGUGCUCAACGUGCUCUGCUCGUGGCUCGCGCCUAUGCCGAAUCGCGCGCUGCCGUGCCUGCUCAUCCGCGACUCGCUGCUCAAGCUGCUGGCGGACUUCCCGCCGAUCGACAAGUCGCUGCUGAAGCAGUCGGGCGUCGGCAAGGCGGUGAUGUACCUGUACAAGCACCCGAAGGAGACCAAGGCGAACAAGGAGCGCGCCGGGAGGCUCAUCUCGGAGUGGGCGCGGCCGAUCUUCAACCUCUCGACCGACUUCAAGGCGAUGACUCGCGAGGAGCGGCAGGCGCGUGACGAGGCCAUGGCGGGGUCCCGGCGCCGCGACGAGGCGGGGCCGCCCGACAAGCGCGCUCGGACGCUGGACGAGGCGGAGCGCUCCGUGCGGCCGGGGGAGGCGGGCUGGGUGGCGCGCGCGCGGGUGCCGCUGCCCUCCAACAAAGACUACGUGGUGCGCCCCAAGUCCACCUGCGAGGCCGACAUGUCUCGCCUCUCCAAGAAGAAGAUGACGCGCUACGAGAAGCAGAUGAAGAAGUUCAUGGACCAGAAGCGUCUGCGAGGCGGCUCCAAGCGCGCCGUCGAGAUCUCCAUCGAGGGCCGCAAGAUGGCGCUCUGA
Molecule: messenger RNA, 2220 nt
Organism: Pieris macdunnoughi
Lineage: Eukaryota; Metazoa; Arthropoda; Insecta; Lepidoptera; Pieridae
Source: the annotation of a GenBank genome assembly